AUGAAGAUACUUUCACUUCAUAUACAGCCACUUGUUGCUCUCACAGUUUAUCUCCCUUUUGCCGUCUCUCUUUGCGGUAGAAACAGACCUCUCAUUUUCAACUUCGGCGAUUCAAACUCAGACACCGGCGGCAUCACCGCCGGUCUGGGAUUGGAAUUCCAUUACCCUUACGGCCGAUCCUUUUUCCGGCGACCGACCGGCCGAGCGUCCGAUGGGCGGCUGGUCAUUGAUUUCCUCUGUGAACAUCUUGACACGAAAUACUUGAGUCCGUAUUUGGAUUCUUUGGAAUCCGACUUCUCGAAUGGAGUCAACUUUGCAGUAACUGGAUCGUGCACGCUCCCUAAACUUCGGCCCUUCAAUUUGAAUAUUCAAAUUCUUCAGUUCAAGCACUUCUACAACCGCUCAGUGGAGCUUCAUUCGAAAGGUCACGUAAAUUUGGUGGGAAAGGAUGACUUCAAGAACGCACUUUACACAUUUGAUAUUGGGCAAAAUGAUCUCUCGGGUUCAUUUGGCGCCCUCUCAUAUGCUGAAACCAUUGAAAGAAUCCCUUCUUUCAUAUCCGAAAUCAGAGAUGCUUUGUGGGCCAUAUAUCAACUCGGUGGGCGGAAUUUCUGGGUGCACAGCACAGGACCAUUGGGUUGUUUACCUCGAGAAAUUGCCCUUAGAGAAAAACUAAAUAACAGCAAUUUCGACCAAUAUGGAUGCUUAAAGUCUUUGAACGACGUUGCAAAAGCAUUCAAUGCGGAGCUAAAUGCCCUUUGUGAACAGCUACGAUCUCAAAUGGAUAACUCCAAGAUCGUCUAUGUGGAUGUCUACUCCAUCAAGUAUGAUCUCAUUGCAAAUUCCACAUCAUAUGGUUUCAAAUAUCCGUUGAUGGCUUGUUGUGGAUAUGGCGGGCCGCCUCACAACUAUGUUGAUGAUUUUGACAAGACAUGUUUGGGCACUCGAUUUAGUGUUUGUGACGAGGGAACACCGUACGUAAGUUGGGAUGGAGUUUAUUACACGGAGGCUGCUAAUGCCAUUGUUGCCUUGAAAAUACUUUCGACUCUUUACUCGUCUCCACCAUUGAAGUUUGACUUCUUUUGUAACUCGAAAGCAAUUGAAGUUUGA
Striga hermonthica is the source of this 1110-nucleotide messenger RNA. Lineage: Eukaryota; Viridiplantae; Streptophyta; Magnoliopsida; Lamiales; Orobanchaceae. The record is from the annotation of a GenBank genome assembly.